Molecule: messenger RNA, 3593 nt
Organism: Syzygium oleosum
Lineage: Eukaryota; Viridiplantae; Streptophyta; Magnoliopsida; Myrtales; Myrtaceae
Product: calcium-transporting ATPase 4, endoplasmic reticulum-type-like
Exons: 9
Coding region: 227-3409 (1060 amino acids)
Biological process (GO): calcium ion transmembrane transport; intracellular calcium ion homeostasis
Cellular component (GO): membrane
Molecular function (GO): P-type calcium transporter activity; ATP hydrolysis activity; ATP binding
Source: RefSeq, a predicted model, not a curated record
GUGGCGCACGACCGCACGCCCGCCAGUUUCAGUCUCCAGAAAAGAAGAAGAGAAACGGUCUCGCCGGUUGAAAUCUGCCUUGAAUACGCUUCCGAUGCAAGAAGUUGCGACGAAGCUUCGCGGGACUGAUUAUUUUAAUCCCCGGUGAAGUUGUUAUUAAUCUCCCCUCCUUCCUGGCGAUUUCUGCAGCGAGAGACGGAAGAGACUGGUUCUCAAAGUCAGAGAGAUGGGGCAAGGAGGACAGGAUUGCGGAAACCUUGAAGCCAUCUCGAAGAAGUUGAAUGACCGUGAGGCGAUGUUCCCCGCUUGGGCGAGAGAUAUCCCCGAGUGCGAGAAGCACUACCGCACCAGCAGGGCCUCGGGGCUCAAGUCCAGGGAUGUCGAGAGGAGGCGCAAGCUGUAUGGCCCCAACGAGCUGGAACACCACGAGGGGGUCUCGAUCUUUAGCCUCAUCCUCGAGCAGUUCAACGACACGCUCGUCCGGAUCCUGCUUGGCGCUGCGGUCGUCUCCUUCGUGCUCGCCUGGUAUGAGGGCGAGGGAGGCAGUGCCAACAAGGAGAUCACCGCCUUCGUGGAGCCACUGGUGAUAUUCCUGAUCCUGAUCUUGAAUGCGACUGUCGGGGUGUGGCAGGAGAGCAAUGCUGAGAAGGCUCUGGAGGCGCUGAAGGAGAUUCAGUCUGAGCAGGCGACGGUGGUGCGAGAUGGGAAGAGGAUUCUGAAUUUGCCCGCGAGGGAGCUCGUGCCAGGGGAUAUUGUGGAGCUCAAGGUCGGAGACAAAGUGCCGGCAGAUAUGCGUGUCGUGGGGUUGAUCAGCUCCACAUUGCGGUUGGAGCAGGGCUCCUUGACUGGAGAGAGCGAGGCUGUGAACAAGACGAGCAAGGCCAUUGCGGAGGACGCGGACAUACAGGGCAAGAGAUGCAUGGUCUUCGCAGGGACGACCGUGGUGAACGGUAAUUGUAUCUGUUUGGUCACUCAGACCGGGAUGGAGACCGAGCUUGGGAAAGUACACAAGCAAAUCCAUGUGGCGUCACAGAGCGAGGAGGACACCCCGUUGAAGAAGAAACUGAACGAGUUCGGGGAGGUCUUGACGAUGAUAAUCGGCAUGAUUUGCGCACUUGUCUGGCUCAUCAGCGUCAAGUACUUCCUAACCUGGGAGUAUGUAGACGGGUGGCCGACGAAUUUCAAAUUCUCAUUUGAGAAGUCCGCUUAUUACUUCGAGAUUGCUGUGGCAUUGGCUGUGGCUGCAAUUCCCGAAGGUCUGCCUGCCGUGAUCACGACUUGCCUGGCGCUCGGGACGAGGAAGAUGGCACAGAAGAAUGCCCUUGUUAGGAAACUCCCAAGCGUCGAGACCUUGGGGUGCACGACGGUGAUCUGUUCAGAUAAAACUGGCACAUUGACCACUAACCAAAUGGCUGUGGCGAAGCUGGUGGCUGUUGGUUCGUCGCCCGAUCAGUUGAGGACCUUCAAGGUCGAAGGGACAACUUACAAUUCGUUAGAUGGCAAAAUUCACGACUGGCCAACCGGCCACAUGGAUGCUAAUCUUCAAAUGAUAGCACAAAUCGCCGCUGUAUGCAACGAUGCUGGUGUUGCGCGGUCGGAGCACAAGUUCAUUGCCCACGGGAUGCCCACCGAGGCUGCUUUAAAGGUUUUGGUCGAGAAAAUGGGUAUGCCCAAAGAGGCUCCUGAGAGCAACGAACUUCUGCGUUGCUGCAAAUGGUGGAGUGAAUAUGAGCGUCGGAUCGGGACACUGGAAUUCGACCGAGAUAGGAAGUCUAUGGGAGUCAUUGUGAGUUCCGGUGCCGGGAAGAAGUUGCUGCUUGUGAAGGGCGCUGUAGAAAGUGUAUUAGAGAGAAGCAGCAAAAUUCAAUUGCUUGAUGGCUCAAUUGUGGAACUGGAUGAGAACUCAAGAAGCUCCAUCUUGCAAUCUCUUUAUGAAAUGUCGACUGGCGCACUGCGUUGUCUGGCUUUUGCAUUCAGAGACGAGCUGCCUGAGUUCGAGAGCUAUGACGGUUCUGAAGACCAUCCUGCUCAUAAACUUCUGCUUAAUCCAUCUAAUUAUUCGACAAUAGAGAGUAGAUUAGUUUUUGCUGGCUUGGUGGGACUGCGAGAUCCUCCAAGAGAAGAAGUCAAUCAAGCCAUUCAGGACUGCAGGGCAGCGGGCAUCCGCGUCAUGGUUAUCACCGGAGAUAACAAGAACACAGCGGAAGCCAUAUGUCGCGAAAUAGGAGUUUUCAAACAUGACGAGGACAUCAGCUUCAAAAGCUUGACGGGAAAAGAGUUCAUGAAUUUGCAGAACAAGAAGGAUCACCUGAGGCAAACCGGAGGCCUCCUGUUCUCCCGGGCCGAACCAAGGCACAAACAAGAAAUAGUUCGGUUGCUCAAAGAAGACGGUGAAGUUGUUGCCAUGACCGGUGACGGAGUGAACGAUGCACCUGCCCUGAAACUGGCCGAUAUUGGCAUAGCAAUGGGCAUUGCUGGAACUGAGGUUGCGAAGGAAGCUUCCGACAUGGUCUUGUCUGAUGACAAUUUCAGUACAAUAGUCGCAGCCGUUGGCGAAGGAAGAUCUAUCUACAACAAUAUGAAGGCCUUCAUCAGGUACAUGAUCUCUUCAAACAUCGGCGAGGUCGCUUCCAUCUUCUUGACAGCGGCUCUAGGAAUUCCCGAAGGUCUGAUACCUGUCCAGCUUCUGUGGGUCAAUCUUGUGACCGAUGGACCGCCUGCGACUGCCUUGGGAUUCAAUCCUCCAGAUAAGGACAUAAUGCAAAAGCCGCCGCGCAAAAGCAACGAUUCUCUCAUCAGCAAGUGGAUUCUGUUCCGCUAUCUGGUCAUUGGACUCUAUGUAGGGAUUGCAACUGUGGGUGUCUUUGUCAUUUGGUACACACAGGCCUCCUUCUUGGGCAUUGACCUUAGCGGCGAUGGACACACGCUCGUGUCGUACAAUCAGCUUGCGAACUGGGGUCAGUGCUCGUCCUGGACGAACUUCACCGUCACGCCCUUCACCGCCGGGAACCAGGUCCUCACCUUCGACAGCGACCCAUGCGACUAUUUCCACGGAGGGAAAGUCAAGGCCACGACUUUGUCUCUCUCGGUGCUGGUCGCGAUAGAGAUGUUCAACUCUCUCAAUGCCCUCUCUGAGGACACGAGCCUGUUGAUUAUGCCCCCCUGGGUCAACCCAUGGCUCUUGGUGGCCAUGUGUGUCUCAUUCGGGCUUCACUUCCUGAUCCUAUACAUCCCUUUCCUCGCUCAGGUUUUCAGCAUCGUGCCUCUCAGCUUCAACGAGUGGCUUCUGGUACUCGUGGUCGCACUUCCGGUGAUCUUUAUCGAUGAGGUUUUGAAGUUCGUUGGGAGGCGUAUGAACAGGCUUCAACGAUCCACGGGGCGAAAACCCGUGAAGCCAAAGUCAGAGUGAGACAUCGUGCCUCUCAGCUCUCGAUCUCCAAGUGUCAGCUGCUUACUACGUUGAUGCCUCGAUGAGAUGCCUGUAUAGUAUAUAUGCAAUAUGCAUCUCUUUCUUGGUCCGUCCUGACUUCUUGUAUCAAGGUUUCGUGUUUUCGUUUUGCUUUGGAAACAUACUAAGGAUGCAAUAUUGUACC